Molecule: messenger RNA, 307 nt
Organism: Paramecium sonneborni
Lineage: Eukaryota; Ciliophora; Oligohymenophorea; Peniculida; Parameciidae
Source: the annotation of a GenBank genome assembly
AUGAAAGAGAAAUUUAGAAUUUAAAAAUGUAUGCUUUAAGAAAAAAAUGCUUAAUUAGAAAAUGAUUUAGCAAGAGAGAAAGUAUUUGAAUCUUAAUAAUUUUUAGGAAAAAAUAUAUUAGAUGGAAAAUAGUAUCAGAAGUUUGGACAAUGAUAUCCAUAAGCUUUAAUUUAAAUAAUCCUUAUAAUAAUUAUAUUUAUGGAAUUAAGAAUUACCAAAUAAUCAUAAAAAUCAGAUAGAAUUAACAGAAAAUAGCCAAAUUAAUUCAGGGUUUGUUUCACCUUAUUCAAAUCAUUUUGGAUAUUGA